AUCUCUGGAGGAGUGCUCCACGACAAGAUAGGAACCAGGAGGAAAGUAGUUCCAACAGUUUGCUGCGCGAUCUCUCAGUCGUGCGGCCAGAAGGAUGGUUGAAAUACCAUGGAACAGAAACCCGGCUCCAGACUCCCGACCUUCGAGAAUGAAGCCCGUGGCGCCUCCUAUACCGCCGCCGCCGCCACUACCGCCAGCUUCCAAUGCUCCGCUUGAGCCAUGUGCCUCGACUGCAUCGUUGUUUCUCUAUGCUCAGGGUUCGGUGAUUGUAUGCCUUCAUCAUGAUACCCUGGCGCUCGAGCGACGUUUCGAAAACCACCAGGACGACAUCAGGUUUAUCUAUGUGGAUAACGUGAGUGAGCGGGGAGCAGGAAGACUGGUGGUCAGCUACGAUGCCAGCCAGACAGCAAUCGUAUGGGAUCUGUUCACUGGCAGCGUGCUUGCCAGGUUUGCAUCCUUUGAGCAGCUCAAGGUUGCCGCCUGGAUGCGGAACGGAAAUGUCGUCUUUGGCAAUGAAAAGGGAGAUGUCAUUAUAUUCGAACCCUCCACCUCCGAACAUAUCUCUUGUCGCACGAUUUUUGAUCCCAUCACGGCUCUAGCUCCUGCCACGGACUGUCGGACAUACGCUAUCGGAUACCAGAAUGGUUCCAUUAUGCUCGCAACACUUCACCCAACCUUUAGUAUCUUACAUACUAUGACCACUUCGCGAGGACCCUCGGCGAUCAUAUCACUAGCAUGGCAUGCAUCAUCAUCUAAGCAAAAGUCCGAUAUGCUGGCCACUCUGUCGGCCAAUGGUGAUUUGAGAGUAUGGAGCGUGUCAAAGCCCCCCGGAAAAGAGACCCCACGGGUGAUACGAGUCCUCAAGCGGACUGACGGCUCUCCUGCAUCUGAGCCAAAGUGGAUGGCGUGGUCCAAGAACGGGAGGAUUGUGCAGUUCCUUGAAGGGGAAACGUGGGCUUGGGACGUCCGGACAAAGCACGUUACAUACGAGCCGAUCCCCACGAUAGACAAUCCUCGUGGCUUCGCCAACUAUGGGCCAACUGCCACACUCUUCACCCUUGGACCCCAAUACACCGUUCAGCAAUAUGAUGUAGAUAGCCCCGCGAUGGUUGCAAAUGUCCAGCACGUCCCAGCCGGGACUUUGCCAGCAUCCACAGAACAGCCGAAGCUCCGCACCUUGCAGGAUCCCCCCACCAUGAGGGAAUCGGGUGCCGUGGUCAACGCCCGAAGAACGCCGUUCGACACGAAUGGAAUUGAAGCCGUCCGGCAACAGCGCGUCGACGUCGGUAGCCCUGUUCCGAGGAGCCACGCCAAUUCCGUUACCAAUUCUGUUAGCUCCAAGGCAUCAUCAGGGUAUCGGAUGCCAUUUUCGCCACCCAGUAGGUCCGGUCAGACGACCACAUCCUUUUCGUUGACCUCGGCAUCUGGGAGAGAAACCCCACAAGCGUCUGGGGCUUCCUACGCCUAUGCCUCAUCGGUUUCGAUGUCGUCCACCAAAAGCUCCCGCGCCGGUUCACGGCUGAGGAAUGAAGUGCAGCUGAGUCCGACCGAUCAGCCAGCUGACCUAUUUCCGUUUACGCGCGCACGCUUGAACGAUGUACCUUACGGACACCACCAGCCUCUCGAUGAGUCUUGUCUUACUCCAGACGAUCUACGGCAGCAGAUGCUGAGCGUUGUAUUUGGCUUCGACGGGGACAUUGAUGGAUUGAUCAGGGAUGAGCUCAGCAAUCAUCCUCCGGCUAGCCAAAGUGCUAUCCUGCUUGCUCAGUGGAUAGGUGAAUCCGAUACAGACAACAUGACAUCUCUAAUCAGCUCGGGGACAGCCUCGAUCACUGACUGGAUGCUGCUGGCGUUUAGCCAGAUGUCCGGGGAAUCACAGUCUAACAAGGUUGGCCAGGCUUUGGUCCAGAAGUUGCUGGAAAUCGGAGAUAUACACACCGCAGCCACCAUCCUUCUCGGAUUGGGGGAUAGGAAUGACGCCAUAGAAGUCUAUGUUUCUCAGAACUACUUCAUGGAGGCCAUCCUGAUGACCUGUCUGGUGAUGCCUACGGACUGGCAGCGACAAUCAUAUCUGGUUCGCCGAUGGGGAGAGCAUGUGGUGUCUCACUCUCAGCAACAGCUGGCAAUUCGCUGUUUCAUGUGUACGGGCGUCGAGCCCUCCGAGCCAUGGACGUCUCCCGCCGCCCAGCAGGCCACUUCGUUUGCGGAGGUGAUCACAACGCGAUCGCCAUUGGCAUCCCCGGAACCUCCGUAUCCGAACCCGGCGAGCCUGAUGGUUCCAAGCUCGCAGCCUAAACCGGCUGCUAAUGGAAGACCGAUGGCAAAGACGCCAGCUCUCAAGCUCAUCACUUCGUUUGACUCUCAACAGAGCAAUCGGUUCAGAUUCCCCGGCUUGAAAUCCGAUGACAGAACGCCAACCAAUGCCCCGGGAGUGACGCCCAUCGCAGAAUCCGCCGUGAUCGAAUCUGCUCUGUCUCCGGGUGGGCUUGGAUCAUACAAGCUGAACAACAUUCAGAGCAUCAACAAUGCGAUGAACGGACGCACAAAUACCCCUGCGUUUAACAGAAGACGUCUUCCAUCGAUCGGGGAGACACCGAUUGACGUCCAUCCUCCUACAUUCCCCUCGACGGGUUACAGCAAGCCAGUCGUGGACUAUGGGUCGACGUCGGAAAAUGACGAAAGCCAGCCUCAAGAACAAGACGGGAAUGAAGCGGACGACGACGAACAGCUCGGGUUGCUGUCCUCGGCACGCUAUGAGCCCGACGAGUACAAACCAAGCCCCCAGACCGCGGUUCAGGCGACUGCGGACAAGUUUGCCACCAUCAAAGGUCUUCCCUCUCCAGCCGCCGGGGUCUUUGAGGCUCUCAUGGAACGUUCGGACAGCCGAAAUGGCACUCGAGACCGAAAGCCAGAUGGCUUGCAGCUGAACCUUGAUCACGGCAACUCUUCUCAGACCGACUUGCAGGUUCAGUCCGACAUGGCAGCCAGCUUCCGGAGCCCAGCAUCAACGCUAAAUAGCUUUAGUUCCGCAAGGAGCCCCAGCGUGAGCGGUCGCAGUAUCGACCCGUAUAUCAGUAGCCUAAGCGAAGCGAACUACCACGCAAAGAAGUACCAAGGCCAUCGUACUAACGGCCGCGGAAGGCGGAAUACGGAUGACUCGGUCAGUCAGACCUCUACUCGGCGGUAUCACUCCCGGAAUACAUCCCAAGAGACGCGCGGACGACACGAAAGGAGGUAUAUCCCGCCCGCCAAGCGCUCACCCUCGUCACCGGUCCCCAUGUCCCCGGAGGAGCUGGCUCGAAUCAACGCCAAUGCCAACAAACCCUCAUCUCGAACACGGAGCGCGAGCAGAGUUCGCAAACCACGCUCUCGGAACUCCUCUGAGCGUCGUCAAAACCGUUCGGCCAGCCGAAACACGGCGAAUCAGGUCGGUGCCGACAAGAGCGGUCCUGUCACCCGAGGACGCAGCAUGGACCGACAAGGGUCGAGUGCCCGGUCACCUUCGUCUCCGUUGCCUGUUUCCAAUGCCGAUGAUGCGUUGAGGCUCGUCACGAGUGAUCGUGAACGGCUGCGGACCCGCCAGCGGAGCGGCAGUCGUCGUCCGGACAAGGGGAAGGGGGAGACUUAUUCGGAGUCGAAGUGGACCAGAGCGCGAUCUCGUAGUCGUCAGGAUCCUGAAUCACGAGCAGGCGCGGAAGAUGCAGCGGAGGUUGCCAUCACCAGCAACGUCCAGGAUGAUAGUUACCUGACUGGCCACAGCGGUGCCAGGAACAUGACGGCAGAAGUCUCUCGUGAUGUGCCCGCUGCUACCCCCCAGCUUAGUCUUGCUGAGCAGAAGAGAAAGGAGCUUGCCGCAGCCGAGCUUGAAGCACGGCGCCUUUCGCUUGCGCGGAACCCAUCAGCGCCGAACAUCCCAUUCCCCGGCGAGCUGCAGCCCAGUCGCACUCCGCUGGAGAGCCCACCAUUUUCGGUCCAUGCUUUUGCGCCGCGGACUCCUGGUCGAAACCGGGCUGCUACCAACACAACCAAGGGCUCGCCAGAAUACCCGAGCAGCUCCGACUCCAACUCGUCGAGGUCUGGUGUGCCGCUGGGACUGCCUGCGACCCCCAAGGCCAUGCGGCAUCCGAAAUACAACGGCUACGAAGAGACCGCCCCUGUGCCUCCGGUGCCUGACAGCAGCACACUCCUCAGUGAUGCCAAGUACCAAGGUGAGGCGGAGCGGAUCGGCCGUUCCAUGUCGGUCCCAGUCCCAGAGACCCAUCAGUCUGGGGCGGUGCCCACCGAUCUCCCAAUGCAUCCAAGAUUCAAUCCCCGUCUGCCCAGGAGUCGGUCCACCAGUCGCACGCGGGGUAUGGGCCGGCCGGACAGUGGUGGAUAUAGCUAUGGCGGCUCUCCGGUGACUGUGAGCAUCGAGGAGACCAUUGAAAAUGCCAUGGGGAUGCAGGUUGACCCUCCCAUCCUGCCGGAGCUCCAACAUCUGAACCCACCGCCACCACCCCCUCCUCCGGCCGCUCCUUUGGCCUCUCCCCGUGAGUCUUCGGGGACGAUUGACAUUGCCAUUGACAAUGAGGAUCUGGGACGAUUGCUUCCUCGUGCAAUGACGGCUGCGCCGGCUUUUAACAUGGAUGGUCGCCCGGGGCUGGAGCAGCGCCGGAUGUCGUUCGAGCACCGACGGGGACGCAGCGUCAACGAGAGCCUGAGCAGUAAAAUCCGCAAUCUGGCUCGGAUAGGCAGCACCAAGAGCACCGACUCGUGGGUUGCUUCGGAUAUCCCACUACCGUAUGAGAGUGUGAUCAUCGACGGCCGCAUAUAGCAUUGAGUUACGAUUGACGAUAUGUUUUCCCUGAUUCGUUUCUUUCUUUUCUUUCUUUUUCUUUCUUUUCCUCUCAUUGAGCACAGCACCUGUGUUGAUAGUUGACUGGAUACCCUGGCAACACUGAUAAUGAUGGACGUGCAAGGAUCAUACCAGAGCGAUGCACAAUAAUGGCCUUUUCUUUCGUAUCUAAAUAUGGCCUCGGCGAAAAGUCGUU
Molecule: messenger RNA, 5030 nt
Organism: Aspergillus ibericus CBS 121593
Lineage: Eukaryota; Fungi; Ascomycota; Eurotiomycetes; Eurotiales; Aspergillaceae
Product: WD40 repeat domain-containing protein
Exons: 5
Coding region: 95-4813 (1572 amino acids)
Biological process (GO): positive regulation of transcription by RNA polymerase II
Cellular component (GO): nucleus
Molecular function (GO): transcription factor binding
Source: RefSeq, a predicted model, not a curated record